GAAAAAUGGUAAGGAAAAUAAACUAACAGUCAAAUCAUAGUAUGUGCCAGCAAUGAUAUAACUAAAUGCAUAGAUCUAACAGCAAUAGUUACGACAUUCAUUUAAUGUAGCGAUCGAUGCCGAUAAUACCGAAAACCAGCUGUAUAAGCGAGCUAAUAGCAAUUCUAGGCCGAGCUGCGUUCUUAUUGAACAACUAAGAAAUAAUAAAAUGUUUCGCUCCAAAAUCCGGAUACAUACCUGUCAGGUAAUUUUACUUACUUCACUCGUGUGGUUCCUCGUUGAUGUUAUAGUGCUCAUGUUCUAUUCGGACUGCAUAAACGGUUCUGGUUGGAAUUGCCAAGGUUUCGAUUCAGCGCGCGUGAAACGACAGCAACACCUAUUACUUGUUAAUGAAAACGAGCAACGAACGGAAGAAAUUUCGCAACAAUAUCAGCAGCAUAUAAUAGACACAAGAACCUUUAAAUUUGGAGAACUUAAACUUUGGAGACCUGCCAAAGUCGUGCGUGAAAAUAAAGAUAGCCCAGGUGAAAUGGGCAAGGCUGUACAUAUACCCACCGAACAAGAAGCAAUGCAGCAAGAGCUAUUUAAACUUAACCAAUUUAAUCUAAUGGCAAGUGACAUGAUAUCGCUUAAUAGAUCACUUAAGGAUGUAAGACUUGUUGGUUGUAAAAUAAAAAAAUACCCUAAACUUUUACCUGACACCAGUAUCGUCAUCGUAUUUCAUAAUGAAGCCUGGAGCACACUAUUGAGAACAGUUUGGUCAGUUAUAAAUCGUUCGCCAAGAGCUUUACUCAAAGAAAUUAUUCUUGUGGAUGACGCCAGCGAGCGUAAUCACCUAAAACAAGAUCUCGAAGACUAUGUUGAAACUCUUCCUGUACCUACAUAUGUAUAUAGAACGGAAAAACGUUCAGGACUUAUUAGAGCUAGAUUACUAGGUGCAAAACAUGUAAAAGGUAAAGUGAUUACAUUCUUAGAUGCUCAUUGUGAGUGUACAGAAGGUUGGUUAGAGCCUUUACUAUCUAGGAUUGCCUACGAUAAAAAAACAGUAGUUUGUCCGAUCAUUGAUGUUAUCAGUGACGAAACAUUUGAAUACAUAACAGCUAGCGAUAUGACGUGGGGUGGUUUCAAUUGGAAAUUAAAUUUUAGAUGGUAUAGGGUAGCUCAAAGAGAAAUGAAUAGACGAAAUGGCGAUAGAACAGCUCCUUUGCGAACUCCAACAAUGGCAGGCGGAUUAUUUUCGAUUGAUAAAGAUUAUUUUUAUGAAUUAGGAGCUUAUGAUGAAGGUAUGGACAUUUGGGGAGGAGAAAAUCUCGAAAUGAGUUUUCGGGUUUGGCAAUGCGGUGGUAUUUUAGAAAUCAGUCCAUGUUCCCAUGUGGGACAUGUUUUUCGAGACAAAAGCCCUUACACAUUUCCUGGUGGUGUCAGCAAAAUUGUCUUACACAACGCAGCCAGAGUAGCUGAAGUCUGGAUGGAUGAGUGGAGAGACUUUUACUAUGCCAUGAAUCCAGGUGCCCGUAGUGUUCCAGUGGGAGAUGUUUCAGAACGUAUCAAAUUAAGAGAACAACUCAAAUGUAAGAGCUUCAGGUGGUAUUUAGAAAAUAUAUAUCCAGAAUCUCCAAUGCCCUUGGAUUAUUACUAUUUAGGUGAUAUAAGAAAUGCUGACAGUCAUACUUCAGAAAAGGUUCAGAACCAUUGCCUUGAUACAAUGGGUAGAAGAACUAAUGAAAAUGUAGGAAUGAAUUAUUGUCAUGGUCUUGGUGGUAAUCAAAUAUUUGCUUAUACAAAACGACAGCAAAUUAUGUCUGAUGAUGUAUGUUUGGAUGCUUCAAGUCCGGAAGGACCAGUAAAAAUUGUUCGUUGCCAUGGAAUGGGAGGAAAUCAAGUAUGGACUUACAAUGAAAAGACGAAGAUGAUUAAACAUGUCAACACAAAAUAUUGUCUUACUAAACCUCGUUUGAAUGACACACCACAACCCAUUUUGGCACAAUGCGAUACAACGGCCAUCGAACAAAAAUGGAUUAUGCAAAGCAAAUUUAAAUGGCAAGCCAGCUAAUAUCUUGUGAUUAAUCAAAGGAGUUUUUUCAAUUUCUUUGGUUAAAAGAAUAUUUUUUUCACCUUUCAAAAAGUAAAUUCAAAUUUAAUUAGUAUACGCGUUACGUUGUGCCUGAAUGAAACUAUUUUAAAAACUAGUCUUGAUUCAUUUUCCAAUUUCAUAUUAUCAUC
Messenger RNA from Ceratosolen solmsi marchali, 2223 nucleotides. RefSeq names its product polypeptide N-acetylgalactosaminyltransferase 5 (gene Pgant5). Gene Ontology annotation, molecular function: polypeptide N-acetylgalactosaminyltransferase activity. The record is from RefSeq and is a predicted model, not a curated record. NCBI's taxonomy places the organism in Eukaryota, Metazoa, Arthropoda, Insecta, Hymenoptera, Agaonidae. Gene Ontology annotation, cellular component: Golgi apparatus. Gene Ontology annotation, biological process: protein O-linked glycosylation. Bases 209 to 2053 code for a protein of 614 amino acids. The transcript is spliced from 7 exons.